ACCACUUCCCCCCCAAAAUUUCGUCAACUCGCGCGCCCCUCCAGUUCCCCUUCCGGGCAUGGGGAAGGAGUGCCGCAGUGGGGCCCGAGGAGCCCGCCGCUCGGCUGCUGCGGGUGCAUUGCCUUCCCCCCGCCUUGGCUGCAGCCAGCAUCCGCGCUGCGCGAAAGGGAUGGAAGAAGCAUGGCUGAGUCAGCAUCCCCCUCUGCUCCGUGCGCGUGCACCCGCCCAAGCGGGAGGCGACAUCGGCACAGGUGGAAGAGACCGAGGAGCCAGUUAAGCAUUCAGACGAGAAGGAAAACUUCUGUUGGCAUGGAAAAGUGAUUAUCUCCCAAGCUACUGACUACAGUACAACUGGUCUGGCUGUUUCAACUCUGUUGUUUUCUUGUCAAAUUUUGCUCUUUUAGGAAACUUUACAGAAACCUCAACCAUCUGGAACUCAGAAACUCGUUUGGAGUUGACCGUGGCUUUGAGAGCGUGCAGGUGUUCUGCAGAUGUGAGAAUUUAUCCUGCAGUCACCAGAUGGAGUCCUAAGCAGAUGCAAGGCUUGUGCUGUGGUCCUAGCCUCCCUGAGUGCAGAGGGUCACUUACUUGUUAAGUGGCCAAAGAGUGGUUAUUGACACUGAUAUCUGAAUGCUCCACUCAGCCAAUCAUCUCAUUAAGCUGUGAUGAGAAGACAUCUUCAGGGGACCAAUCUACUUUAGGGUGCCAUGUUUCCUGACCCUUGGGUUAGGGUUCUAGACAGGAACCUUUUUUUUUCUGUGCCUUCUACCAUUCCUGUAGCCAUUAUUAACACCAGUGUGUUUUUGCCAGCUGGACCCAUGCUUCUUGGUGGCUUCCUGCACUCAAGGUGAAUAAAGAGAAAACUCUUAGAGAAAUCCUUGGUGGCAGCCUAUUAUCACUCGAUCGAGACAACAGGAGUCUUUGUGUGCCACCAUGGGCUGGCUUUUUCUAAAGGUUUUGUUGGUCGGCAUGACCUUCUCUGGAUUUCUCUGCCCUCUUCUGGAUUUCUCGAUCAGUGGGAAAACAAGAGCCCCCAAACCAAACAUUGUGAUCAUCUUGGCUGAUGAUAUGGGAUGGGGUGACCUGGGAGCGAACUGGGCAGAAACAAAGGGCACCGCUCAUCUUGACAAGAUGGCUUCUGAAGGAAUGAGGUUUGUGGACUUUCACGCGGCUGCUUCCACGUGCUCUCCUUCCCGAGCCUCUCUGCUUACCGGCCGGCUGGGCCUACGCAACGGAGUCACGCACAACUUUGCCAUCACCUCUGUAGGGGGGCUUCCCCUCAACGAGACCACCUUGGCCGAGGUGCUGCAGCACGCUGGCUAUGCCACUGCCAUGAUAGAGCAAGAGAACUAUGUUUUGAACCUGAGGAUACCUGCUUCACAUUCCUGCCCGACACAGGUGGUGUCCUUGUCAUCACAGGACCUGACCUCGGAUGCUGGGACCUCCCUGCCUGCCUCUCUAGCAGGCAAAUGGCAUCUUGGGCACCAUGGCUCUUAUCACCCCAAUUUUCGUGGUUUUGAUUACUACUUUGGAAUCCCGUAUAGCCAUGACAUGGGCUGCACUGACACACCCGGCUACAACUACCCUCCCUGUCCAGCGUGUCCCCAGCGCCAUGGCCUAUGGAGGAGCCCCGAGAGGGACUGUUACACAGAAGUGGCCCUUCCUCUCUAUGAAAACCUCAACAUCGUGGAGCAGCCUGUGAACCUGAGUGGCCUUGCACGGAAGUAUGCAGAAAAGGCAGUGGCAUUCAUUGAGCAGGCAAGCGCCAGUGGGAGACCCUUCCUGCUCUAUGUGGGUCUGGCCCACAUGCAUGUGCCCUUGCCUGUGACACCGCCAUUGGAAAGCCCACAGAACCAAAGGCCAUACCACGCAAGUCUCCGAGAGAUGGACAGUCUGGUAGGGCAGAUCAAGGACAAAGUUGACCAUGUGGCAAAAGAAAACACUCUCCUCUGGUUUACAGGCGACAACGGCCCAUGGGCUCAGAAGUGUGAGCUGGCAGGCAGCGUGGGUCCCUUCUUUGGAUUGUGGCAAACCCAUCAAGGAGGAAGCUCAGCCAAGCAGACCACCUGGGAAGGUGGGCAUCGGGUCCCAGCACUGGCUUACUGGCCUGGCAGAGUUCCAGCCAAUGUCACUAGCACCGCCUUGUUAAGCGUGCUAGACAUCUUCCCCACGGCAAUAGCCCUGGCAGGAGCCAGCUUGCCUCCAAACCGGAACUUCGAUGGGCUUGAUGCCUCCGAGGUGCUCUUUGGCAGGUCCCAGGUGGGGCACAGGGUACUGUUCCAUCCCAACAGUGGGGCUGCUGGAGAGUAUGGAGGCCUGCAGACUAUCCGCCUGGACCGUCACAAGGCCUUCUACAUUACUGGGGGAGCCAAAGCUUGUGAUGGGAGCACGGGUCCCGAGCAACACCACGAUUCCCCUCUCAUUUUCAACCUAGAAGAAGAUGCUGCAGAAGCUGUGCCUCUUCAGAGAGGAAGCCCCGAGUACCAGGCGGUGCUGCCGAAGGUCACCAGGGUUCUUGCAGAUGUCCUUCGAGACGUCGCUAAUGACAACAUCUCCCGAGCAGACUACACCCAGGACCCUUCCGUGACUCCCUGCUGUAGCCACUCCCAAAUUGCCUGCCGUUGCCAAACUGUGUGACAGGUAGUUUUUCACGUGAGAAAGACUACCUAGGAAUUGUAGACAGGUAGGUUCACUUCCAAAGUUCAUGUUGGCCAUGGAUGCCUACUUUGGGAAGGAAGUUGCACAAUUUGUUUUGUAAGGCACAGCUUUCCCUCUUCCUGUGUAGACUGCAUGCAUGUUUGAGAAGCAUCGAGCACCGGUGCAAUGGGCAUGGCAUGAUUAAGCACUAGUGGGCUAUGGAGUCGAGGCACAGGUCCAAGCCCCAGGUUUUAAGCUUGGGCAGUGACUUAAAUGUCAAUUGCAGAGUAGAUUUCGAAGGUUUAACGUUAACUCGUGAAGUUGCCUGUUUUAGUUUCUAUCUUGUGCCCCCAGUUUCACUGGUCAAUGGAGCGCAAACUCACUCUGGCUUGUAUGUAAAGCUCAGCCAUCUUCCAUACCCGUAGAAUUCACCGCUGGGGAUCUUGCAAAAUGUAGAAUGGCCCAGAAGAUCUGGAGGAGGGUCAGGGAGACUACAUUGUUGCUAGAUUUCUCUCUUCUUCUUCUUCUUCUUUUUUUUUCUUGAGACAGGGUUUCUCUGUAUUGUUUUGGAGGCUGUCUUGGAACUCGCUCUGUAGAUCAGGCUGGCCUUGAACUCACAGAGAUUUGCUUGCCUCUGCCUCCUGAGUACUGGGAUUAAAGGCGUGAGCCACCAAUGCCCAGCAUUGCUAGAUUUCUUUGAGAUGCCUUGAAUAGCACAGAGCUAAACAGAAGUUAGGUUUUCCCAGGACUUGGAGCAGAAGAACUUAUGGGCUUUCUCUCUUGUGAAUGUCAAAUGGGCAUACUAUAAAUAUUUAGCAGUUUGGGGCUGAAGAGAUUGGCCCAUCAGUUAAGAGCACUGGAUCUGGCUUCUGUUCCCAACACCUACAUGGUGGCUUAAAUUAUAAUACCAGUUCAAAGGACCCAUCACUCUCUUUUUGCCUCUGAGGAUGCCAGACAUGCAUAUGUGUAAGCAAAACACUCAUAUAUUAAAAAUAAUCUUUUAAAAUAAGAUUAAGAUUUCCUCCAAGCCCUUACAACUUCCAAGAAAUAAAACAAAAAAAUGUAAACAACUCA
Mesocricetus auratus (golden hamster) is the source of this 3711-nucleotide messenger RNA. It is a transcript of the gene Arsg, whose product is annotated as arylsulfatase G. Lineage: Eukaryota; Metazoa; Chordata; Mammalia; Rodentia; Cricetidae. Bases 934 to 2637 code for a protein of 567 amino acids. The transcript has 13 exons. The record is from RefSeq and is a predicted model, not a curated record. Gene Ontology annotation, molecular function: arylsulfatase activity.